Molecule: messenger RNA, 858 nt
Organism: Knipowitschia caucasica
Lineage: Eukaryota; Metazoa; Chordata; Actinopteri; Gobiiformes; Gobiidae
Source: the annotation of a GenBank genome assembly
AUGUUAGCGCUGAGAAAUGCCUUCAGCCGGAUCAAUAGACAUGACUCAGGUCUUCUGGAAGAGUUGAAGGAGUACAAGCCAGAAGCUGAGGGCGUGGAACACUUGAGGGUCCUGGUUUACGGCCCUGUGGGAGCAGGAAAAUCCAGCCUCAUCAACUCCAUGACCACUGCUCUCAUAGGCAGGAUGGCUAUUCCAGCGGCUGUCAAUAACACCCAGGCAGACGAGGGAAGCUUCACUCUCCAGUACAAAACUCACCGAAUCCGAAAAGGACAAGGAAGUUCCAGGAGUUAUUUUCCUUUUGUCUUCAAUGACAUCAUGGGGCUGGAGAGUGACCAGAGUGUGGGCGUCCGGACUGAAGAUAUCAAACUGGCCAUGAUGGGACACGUGAAGGAGGGCUACAAGUUCAACCAACUGUCUCCACUCUCUCCAAGUGAUAAAUACUACAACCCCAACCCCAGACCAGAUGACAAGGUGCACGUCCUGGUUCUCCUGCUGUCCACCAACUGUCCAGAAACCAACUCCCCCAUGAUUCAGAAAAUGAAGGAGAUUCGACAGGCUGCAAGAGAUUUAGGGAUCCCCCAGAUUGCUGUUGGCACACACAUUGAUGAAAUCUGUGAUCAAAUCGAAAAGGAUGUCAAGAAUGUCUACAUGAGCAAGUCUCUAAAGAAAAAGAUGGAGAUGUUUAGCACUGAGGUGGGAAUCCCGCUGAACUGCAUCAUGGCUCUGAAAAACUACAGCGAGGGGGAGAUGAAAAACAACCCGGACAUGGACACACUCAUCCUCACAGCGCUCAAACACAUUGUCCAAUUUGGAGAUGAUUUCAUCGAAAAGAUGCCAGACACAGCAAAUGGGAUUUAG